Molecule: messenger RNA, 5479 nt
Organism: Nycticebus coucang (slow loris)
Lineage: Eukaryota; Metazoa; Chordata; Mammalia; Primates; Lorisidae
Gene: FNBP1L
Product: formin binding protein 1 like
Exons: 16
Coding region: 184-2013 (609 amino acids)
Biological process (GO): signal transduction
Molecular function (GO): protein binding
Source: RefSeq, a predicted model, not a curated record
UUCAGUCGCUUCUUUCUCACUCACUGGGGAGCCUGGAGGUGGCGGCACCUUUCGAGGCAGAGCAGCAGAACCGCGCGUGAGCCAGCCGCCUGGCCAGUGCGAGGUCCGACAGACUGACGGCGGAGUCGACCGACGGACGGACAGCCGGGCACCUAGACAGCCCGCGUCGCCUCAAGUUCCGCCAUGAGCUGGGGCACGGAGCUCUGGGAUCAGUUUGACAGCUUAGACAAGCAUACACAAUGGGGAAUUGACUUCUUGGAACGAUAUGCCAAAUUUGUUAAAGAGAGGAUAGAAAUUGAACAGAACUAUGCGAAACAACUGAGAAAUCUGGUUAAGAAGUACUGUCCUAAACGUUCAUCCAAAGAUGAAGAGCCAAGGUUUACGUCAUGUAUAGCCUUCUUUAACAUCCUUAAUGAGUUAAAUGACUAUGCAGGACAGCGAGAAGUAGUAGCAGAAGAAAUGGCGCACAGAGUGUAUGGUGAAUUAAUGAGAUACGCUCAUGAUCUGAAAACUGAAAGAAAAAUGCAUCUCCAAGAAGGACGAAAAGCUCAACAAUACCUUGACAUGUGCUGGAAACAGAUGGAUAAUAGUAAAAAGAAAUUUGAAAGAGAAUGUAGAGAGGCAGAAAAGGCGCAGCAGAGUUAUGAAAGAUUGGAUAAUGAUACUAAUGCAACUAAGGCAGAUGUUGAAAAGGCCAAACAGCAGUUGAAUCUGCGUACACAUAUGGCUGAUGAGAACAAAAACGAAUAUGCUGCACAAUUACAAAACUUUAAUGGAGAACAGCACAAACAUUUCUAUGUGGUGAUUCCUCAGAUUUACAAGCAACUACAAGAAAUGGAUGAACGAAGGACUCUUAAACUCAGUGAGUGUUACAGAGGCUUCGCAGAUUCAGAACGCAAAGUUAUUCCUAUCAUUUCAAAGUGUUUGGAAGGAAUGAUUCUUGCAGCAAAAUCAGUUGAUGAACGGAGAGACUCUCAAAUGGUGGUAGACUCCUUCAAGUCUGGUUUUGAACCCCCAGGAGACUUUCCAUUUGAAGAUUACAGUCAGCACAUAUAUAGAACCAUUUCUGAUGGGACUAUCAGUGCAUCCAAACAGGAGAGUGGGAAAGUGGAUGCCAAAACCACAGUAGGAAAAGCCAAGGGCAAAUUGUGGCUCUUUGGAAAGAAGCCAAAGCCACAGUCCCCACCCUUAACCCCUACUAGUUUAUUCACAUCCAGUACUCCUAAUGGGUCCCAGUUUCUCACAUUCUCCAUUGAGCCCGUGCAUUAUUGUAUGAAUGAAAUAAAAACAGGGAAGCCCAGAAUUCCUUCUUUCAGAAGCCUCAAAAGAGGGUGGUCGGUGAAGAUGGGCCCAGCACUAGAAGAUUUCAGUCAUCUGCCACCAGAACAGAGACGUAAAAAAUUACAGCAGCGCAUUGAUGAACUUAACAGAGAACUACAAAAGGAAUCCGACCAAAAAGAUGCACUCAACAAAAUGAAAGAUGUAUAUGAGAAAAAUCCACAAAUGGGAGAUCCAGGGAGUUUGCAGCCUAAAUUAGCAGAGACCAUGAAUAACAUUGACCGCCUACGAAUGGAAAUCCACAAGAAUGAGGCUUGGCUCUCUGAAGUUGAAGGCAAAACAGGUGGGAGAGGAGACAGAAGACAUAGCAGUGACAUAAAUCAUCUUGUAACACAGGGACGAGAAAGUCCUGAGGGAAGUUACACUGAUGAUGCAAACCAAGAAGUCCGUGGGCCACCCCAACAGCAUGGUCACCACAGUGAGUUUGAUGAUGAAUUUGAGGACGAUGAUCCCUUGCCUGCUAUUGGACACUGCAAAGCUAUCUAUCCUUUUGAUGGACAUAAUGAAGGUACUCUGGCAAUGAAAGAAGGUGAAGUUCUGUACAUUAUUGAGGAGGACAAAGGUGAUGGGUGGACAAGAGCUCGGAGACAGAAUGGUGAAGAAGGCUACGUUCCCACGUCAUACAUAGAUGUAACUCUAGAGAAAAACAGUAAAGGUGCAGUAACUUAUAUAUAACUACCCAGACAGCUUUGUGCCAUGUUUGACAUAGGAAUGAUAAUAUAAAAUGUAAACACAUUGAACCGGUUGGAAAACAUAUGAAAACAUAAAGGGCAUCUGAGAUUUAUUGUUCACUAUGUGAGCUGUGUAGGCGUAACGCAAGAGAUGUGAAUGUACCACAAGAACUGUUUUCGUGGCACUUUACGUUUGAGUAGUGCUGGUGUGAAGCUUAAUUGAUGCCUUUAGAUUUAUGUCCUGCUUAAGUCUUUGUGAAGAAGGAUUUGUGUUUUUCUGCCUUACAAAUAAUAGAAUUUGAUUUAUUGGGCAGGAAUUCAUAGAUAGUAUGUUCCUCUGCCUCUCAUUCAGAAAACACAGUGAUUAUAGUGAAUUUCAAACAAGUAAAACUGCUCUGAAAUGCUAUGGAAAGCUAACUUACCAAAGAGUGUUGUUCUAGGAGUUGAAAUUCAUAACUACAAUUUCUAGGAAGAAAAUAAUAGUUGGAUAAUUGGGUAAAAUAAUAUUUUUAUUUUCUUCUCUAUUUUAACUUUGGUUUCCCAAAGGAAGAAAAUAAACACCUAACACGUAAUCUAUUUAAGUAAUAGGCUAAUCAAGAGAUCUACAAAAUAAAUCACCUGGUCUAGCUAUUAGGUCAAUAAAAGCUUUUUUUUUUUUUUUUUUUUUUUGAGACCUGAAAAUAUUUUGAGGUUUACUGGUAAUUUUCAAUAAUGUACAACCUUCCUUCCAAAAUGUCAUUUAGCAAUUAUUUGUAGGAAAAUACAUGGUUAUAUAUGGGAAAAUAUACAUUUGAAGAUAAGAAAUUUUGAAUGAAAAGGAAGUGCUGCCAAAUUUUACUUUUUAAAAAGAGAAACAACUUUUUUGACUAAUUGGGUUGGAAGAAGAUAUCUUUGCCACCAUUUAAGGGUAUUUCAUUAUUUUAGUUGAAUCAGCAGUUAUUAGGAUAGAUGAUUUUUUCUAAUUAAUUUCAACAAGUGUUUGUUGCAAACACGGUACCAUCAAGGAUGAUGUAGCCCUAGUUGUGUGAUCACACCCUGAGUUAGUUGUGUGGGAAAGUAAAGUGAGGAAACAGUAAGAUUUUAGUCGUAUUUCAAAAUUUUCUAGAGUUUUCAGUAACUAUAAAAGAUUUUAGAGAAAUUUGGGACAGACACUUUAAACUGAACACCCCUUUUGGUCUUACCAAAAGUCUUCAGUAAUUGUUCUUUUCUUUUUCCUCCUGGACUGCAGGUUCCUGAAGAGGGUUUCUGAGGAAAUGGGCAAGAUGUUGAAGGAGGUUACAUGCAGCUGCUUUUGGGGGGAGGGUAUUAGAGUUGUCAGGCUCGAAAGAGAGAGUGAGAGAAGCAAGUUGCAUGAGUGCAUGCAGACAUGAUUAUUUUUUACUAACUUCAUUAGCAUUUGUAUACAUUGUUUUAAAAAAUUGUUGUAUAUGAGUUUUUAAAUUCCUAGUUCACAUAUUCACCCAAAAGAAAACAGCCAACAAUGGCUGACUUUUUUCCAUUUAUUUUACUGAUGUCUAAUCAGUAAAGAAUGAAGAAUGAUCAUAAAAUUUGUCUUACAUAGGACUGUCCCAACAGGACUGUCUCUAUCCCUGCUCUGUUUUAAUUAUCUUUUAGAACAUUGUCUGUUAGAUCCUUGCCAUUUGUCAGUGUCUGCCUGUGCCACCUCUGUGCUUGCUUAACAUCCUGUUGCAUGUCUAGAGUGAUAGGGCUAGAUUUUUCAGGCAUGUCUUUAUAAUCCCUGUUCUUGUCAAAGCCUUUGUUUUGUUUUACAUUUGUAGUGCAAAUCACUUUGUCAAACAUCUCCAGCACUAAUGUUUCCAUCCUAGUAUUUGUGUAUGCUGCUAUAACUUCCCCACUGCAAACAUUCCAGUUUUGGCAUUAUGAAGAAGUAGUCUGUGAACCUGAAGUAUUUAUGAUGAGAAAAAAGAACACAUCUCUGCUCUAGCCUACAGCCCAUUUGAAAGAACUCUUUGAAAUGUGAUACACCUUGAGCAUCUCAGUCUGGGAAGAACCUAUAGUCAGCACUGAAAUUCUGGCAUAAUAAACAGAGAAGAUACCACCUCAAGACAAAGGACUGUUGUCAAAAGUCAGCUGCUUCCAUUCAAAUGCUGCCUUAAAGUAGAGUGCCUAAAUCUGUCGAUUGCCAACAUUACCACUACAGUAUCCCACAAGGGCUUUCUUUAUGUGUCAGCGCAGUGCGACCUCCUUUAACUGCGGCACCGGCACCGACAUAGCCUCAGUAGGUGGCUGUAAGAACUCCACCACGUACAAUGGUGCAUCUUCAAAUUCGUGCAUCAAACUGAAGACAAGUUCUAAUCCAUUUUACUUAGUGUUUUUAUGAGAAGUUUUGUGGACCGCUCCCCAUUGUCUUUUUAUUUGGGGUUAUGAAGAUCUCAUUUGAUUAUUACAAUGAUAGUCUGUUUCCAAGUGAUGCUUUUGUUUGAAUCUGAUAAAAUUUAGUGUAACUUUGUAAUGAUCUAUGUGCACUUUUACUUGUAAAAUGGGAAUUUCUGUAUGUUUAUACUUGUAAAUACAAUUGUUGUCACUGCCCUGUUGCUCAUAUCGUCUUGCCUCGCGUUUGUGGUUCUGUUAAUGACUUGUAUCUUAACUAAUUUCUUAGUGAUGUUGUAACAGGGAAAUGGGUGGGGGUGGGGAGUUAUUUGUACCACUGAAGCUUCAUUAAUUUGGUUCUUUAGUGUUUUGAGGGGAGAAAGAGAACGUGAAAUGGUUUGUGUAUUAUUGGAUUUUAAGCAAUAUUUUAGAAGCUGUGUGACUGCUUUAAUAAUUUUUCCCAGUGUUAUUUGAAUCAUACUACCAGUAAUACUAAAGCUAAAUGACAAUUGUGCAAAAGUUAAUGCCUUCAUAAGAUUACACCACUGUUACACAGCUGACAUAUAGCAUAUUACCUUCGAGGCUAGUAAACUAUUGUUUAGAUAUAGAAUCUCGUUACAGGGUUAUUUAUAUAAUGUGACAUUAUUCAAUACUGACAGACUACAUGAAGUAGUUUUUAAAUCUAGUGCUAUUUUUAUUUUAAAGGUUAGCAAGGAGGAGGAAAUGUGAUCUGGCUGUGUUUGUCUUCUGUACAAAGCCUAAAGAGCUUAUGCUUUUUUGGCCAACUGCCACAGAGGGCAAAGUUUAGGGCUUUCUCGUAAGGACUAACUGUUCUUUUCAAGCUACUGUUUGUUUUUCUAAAGGCAGGACUUGCUUCCGUAGGAGGCAAUUUCCUUCAUGUGGAGUAGUGCAACCUGGGUUGUUAAAAUAGGAAAGACAUUUGUACUUGCACAGUUUAAAUCGUUCUUAAAUCAUCCUUAAAUUUUGAACAUGUGAAUUAUCCAAAAGAAAUUUUAAUUUUUCAGUAAUUUUUACUCUUUGUGCACAUGUUGAUUUCUUAACGGUAAAUGCUUUGUUUAAGAUAGUGUUCUCUGUUGAGAAUAUUUUCAUGGAAUAAAACAAUCUUUUCAUGGCCAGUU